Molecule: messenger RNA, 522 nt
Organism: Acanthoscelides obtectus
Lineage: Eukaryota; Metazoa; Arthropoda; Insecta; Coleoptera; Chrysomelidae
Source: the annotation of a GenBank genome assembly
AUGAAGGCGCACGACAGACUAGCGAAAGGAAACGAUAGAAGCCGAGCGUGCACGGGAGUUGGCAUGGGCAUGCGCACGGCGAGCUCAGGCGCGGGAGUCAUAGCGCGAAUUCAUACAGAAAAAUGCAUUCUAAAAUUAGAAGGCACUGCGAUCUUCGAUCCCUUUUUGCCGCCUUUCAAGUGUGAAAAGUGCCCAGUGAAACUACUUAAUCUGACAUUCUUAUCACAACCACUGGUAAUCGUAAAACCCAAGACUGUCAUACAUCCUCCCUCUAGUCCCGUCCGAAGCGCCGUCUUUCGACUGCUUGUACUUAUAGUACUCGCUCUCGGCCUCAUGUCCAAAGAUGUCCAACACCUGCGGCGGGCUCCUGCUUCUGUUGAAGGCGGUUACACCGUGUUCAGAAUUCCUGCGCCAGGCGUCUCUGUAUCGCUUCUCCAACGCCGCGUCGUCGAAAGCGCCCUCUACCUGUUUCUUGUGAGACUGAAUGGAAGACUCGCUCGAGUUCUCUUCGGAAGUGCCUAG